Molecule: messenger RNA, 1017 nt
Organism: Gilbertella persicaria
Lineage: Eukaryota; Fungi; Mucoromycota; Mucoromycetes; Mucorales; Choanephoraceae
Exons: 4
Coding region: 1-1017 (338 amino acids)
Biological process (GO): regulation of actin filament polymerization
Molecular function (GO): small GTPase binding
Source: RefSeq, a predicted model, not a curated record
AUGGGACAGUUGUUAGCCUCCUUGAAUCUCCGCGGCAAUUCUGAUAUAGUACCUGAAAUAAACUUUGACAUAGAAAAUGCCACACCUUCUUCUGAAGAGAUGGAAACAUAUAAACAGCUCUAUAAAAUGCUUGUAGAACCCAAUCCAACAUUAUUAGCCAAACUAAACAACUACAAGCCUGCUUCAGAUCUGAUUCGAAAUGCAAUAGCUAACUCGAGUACCGAAAAUGAAGACAAAGCAUGGAAGGCUGUCUUGCCAACUGUCGAUAUGCUGAGAGACUUUUACAGCUAUUCUUCCGAGCUGGAACGAGGUAUUCCAAUGUUACUCAAUGUGUUAUGUAAAGACGGUGGUGUUACAACCAAAGAGCUUGAUAGACAUCCAGGAUUAACAAAGUUGUUUGCUGACAUACUUGAUUUCGUCUUUGAGUUUGAUUCACUCAAAGUAAAGCAUCCUACGCUCCAGAACGAUUUUUCAUUUUACAGAAGAACAUUACAGAGAGGAAGGACAUUGGCAGAAGACGAAAUGUCCAGUACAUCUUUUGGACAAUCUGAUUUACGAACAAAGAUCAAUGAAGAUAACUUGGCAAACAGUAUAUCCUUGUUUAUCGCAUAUCCAACACCCAUGCUGAAAUGUGUGAUUGACACAACCACAAAGUAUGUCCAGUCCAAUGAGCUAGUGAAAAGUGUGAGUGAGUGGUUAGCGAGUAUCUGGGCAGCUUGUUUUCAUACACUCAAUAACAACAGUAAAAAGAAGGAUGCUGUAUUUGAUGCGUUUUGCUUAAAAGUGAUGGUGGUCUCUAUUAUCUUGUAUGACCAUAUUGAUCCUAUUGGCGCCUUUUCAAAAAGUUCACCUAUUAAUGUAAAAAACUCACUAAAAGCUAUUCAGACAAUAAGUCAACAACAAAAACAAGAUACAAGUAAUACAUCUGACCUUAUCUCUGCUUUAAGGUAUAAUUCAAAGCACUUGAAUGACGAUUCUACUCCAAAAGCAAUAAAAAACUUGGUGAUGGCCAUUUGA